AUGGCCAUUUCUAUAGGGCCUCUUCCGAUCUCCCCAGUCUCCUCGAGCCAUUCACCCCCGUCGAGAAAGGAUGAGAUGCUUUCACGAUCAUACUCCGAGCCAAUACCCCUCCCGCGGCGGUUUAGUGUCCUGAAGGAAAGAUUAGUAUCCGGAAAGGAAUCGACACUUGUGCCCUCAUGGCAGCGCCUGAUACAGACCCUCUCGGACGAGGUUGAUCGUGUAUCAUCUUUGGGGUCACAGGCUGUCCCCACCAUCGACUUUUCCAACAUCAAGAACCCCGGGGUGGCCGAGGUCUUCCGGGAAGGCCUUCGACAGAGAGGCGUUGCUAUCAUACGCAAUGUGAUACCACGGGAUACUGCGGAGGACUUGUACCAAGGAGCUAUGGGGUAUCUUGACGAAAAUGCAGAGAAAAGGCCAAGGACUCCUCAGGAAUCUGACCUACAGGAACUGUAUUGGAGUGCAGCUCAGAUCAAGGCAAGGGGACACCCCAAUGUCUUGGAAGCUCAACGUUUUGCCAUGGGGUUAUGGACUUCGAAAGAUCCAAAGGCGCGGGUGACCACGAAUUUCCCGAUCACUUAUGCCGACCGAAUCAGGACAGGUCAAAAGACGGCAGACACGAGGUCCCCCGCGGCAGCUCAUAUUGAUGGCGGCAGUGUGGAAAGAUGGGAGACGGACGGGUAUGGAAGGGCAGGCACCUACAAUGAGAUAUUCCAGGGGCAAUGGGAAGAUUACAACCCAUGGGAGAGCAGCACCCGUCUGACAGUAACCUCGGACCUCUACCACAAAGCCGGCGCAUGCUCCAUCUUCAGGAUGUACCAAGGCUGGCUCGCCUUAUCCCCGGGGCCCUCCUCCAUGCGCGUCUGUCCUUUGCUCAAGCACGCAACAGCUUACUUCCUCCUCCGCCCUUUCUUCUCCCCCUCUUCUUCUUCCUCCUCCUCCCCGGAAUCAGAAAACUGGGCAUUCACACCCACAAACUCCAUCCUCCACGGCGCCCUCCCCUCCUACGCCCAGGAAAUAAACUCGUCCAUCCACCCCCACCUCCAGCUCCGCCGCUCCCUAAUCGACAUCCCCGACCUCUCCCCAGGCGACUACCUAAUCUGGCACCCCGACCUCAUCCACUCCAUCACCUCUUCCUCCCCCACCCCCUCAGCAAGCGUGAUGUACCUCCCCUGCGUGCCCCUAACCCAAACAAACGCCCUCUACCUCUCCCGCCAGCGGAAAUCUUUUCUCCUCGGCUGCCCCGGCCCAGAUUUCUUUGACGGGUGCGGCUACGGGAGCGGUCACGGCAGGGGAGAAGCACACUACAUUGGCCGUCCAGGCGUCCAAGAAAUAAGCGACGCCGGCGGGGAGGAAGGGCUUCGGGCGAUGGGCCUGCUGCCUUGGGACGAGGAGGAGGCGGAUACGGAUUUUGAGAGGGAGGUGCUCGCCAUGGCGAACGGGAUCUUGUUCCCCGACUUGUAUGACAUGUAUUGA
Molecule: messenger RNA, 1473 nt
Organism: Podospora anserina S mat+
Lineage: Eukaryota; Fungi; Ascomycota; Sordariomycetes; Sordariales; Podosporaceae
Exons: 2
Coding region: 1-1473 (490 amino acids)
Source: RefSeq, a predicted model, not a curated record